AUGGUGUCGUCGCUCGCGCGCGCUUUGUUGGACGGAGCACCGGCGGGUCAGACUGCCGCUCGCCUCUUCCUGUGCGUGCUUCUUGUUCUGCUUUUCCUGCGAUUUUCGCUUCAUCGCCACUUCGCGCGGACCCUGUCGUCGCUUCUUCAUCCGCGGCCGCGGCACUACAUUCGCGCACACCUCGCUGCCCUCGCAGGGGCGUGUCCGGCGUCGUCUUCCGCCUCACCCUGGUUCGCGUCCUUCUUCCCGCACUUGCCCGCCUCGGGGCGCUCCGCACCGCCCGGCGCCUCCUCGCUCCUCGACCGCGGUCGCGGCGGGGGCGCAGGGGGCCUGCGGCAGGCUCCGGAGCGAAAGAGGGCCGCGGGCGCGCGAGGAGGGGACGCGCGACGGAGGGGCGAGCUCCCCACGACCCUCGUCAUCGACCUCGAUGAAACGCUUGUCCUCGCAACCAAAACACGGCUCUCUCCGGAACAACUUGCCGUGGAUGUCUCGAUACAGGGAAAGCUGUCGACGUUCUACGUGGCAAAGCGCCCGUUUGCAGAAGUCUUUCUAGCUGAGUUGUUUCCUCUUUUUCAGAUUGUGAUCUUCACGGCAGGGCGGCACGAGUACGCAAACGCUAUCCUUGACAACCUCGAUCUCCAGCCCUACGUCGACCGGUGCUACACACGCGAAGACUGCCGCCUAGUGGGGCCAAACCUCUACGCGAAGGACCUUCAGAAAGUUUGCAGCGACCUCUCCAGGACAGUUCUCAUUGACGACUCGCCGGUCGCUGCCCUCUACUUCCCAGACAACUACAUUCCGAUUGAAGGCUGGUGCGGGAGUGCAGCGGACACGGCGCUGCUGGAUCUGCUGCCGCUCUUGCUGGCGCUCCGGUCUGUUCGCGAUGUCCGCACAGUGCUGCAGCUCCGACACCAGACCAACCCGCCUGAGCAGCGGCGUCAAGCGGCGCACCAGCCGAACUCCGCCUUCUUGUCGUUGUCGCCUCCUCAGUCUCCUGCUGGUCUCUUCCGCUACCUGCCUUCGUUCCCUUCGUCUCUCUUCUCCCCUUUCGCGUUCUCCUCGAAGCGGAGCAGGUCAGCCUUCUCGCUCCCGUCUGUUUCUUCGCUGGCCUCUCCGACCCCCGCUGCGCACGCGUCUCCGUCCGCGUCGUCGCUGGUCGCCGCUCCCGCCUCGCCGCUCGCUCUGCAGCCGCCGGCGCUGUCGGCGUCUGUCUUGGCGGCCUGCAGGUCGACGAUGCGCGCAGGUUUCGUCUCAGGCGUCUACGCGCCUCUGCAUCACGUCCACGUGUCUAUUCACCAGCGCGUGCGCUCGCUGGCACAGGGUGUGCAGGGCUGCGUCUGCCAGAGCGCGCGGCACGCCGCGGCGGGAAGGCAGUCAGACGAGCCGCGCCCGAGGGAGGACGAGGGGAGUUCGGAAACGGGCGAAAAGCCGAGGGAAAAGGACGACCGCCGCGCGCGGAAAGACGAGCGGCGAGAGAACUACGACAGGGGAGAGGGACGAGAGAAGCGAGGCGACACGGACGCCGAGGGGGGCGGUCGCCGAAGGCGACAGUGA
Messenger RNA from Besnoitia besnoiti, 1554 nucleotides. RefSeq names its product Dullard family phosphatase domain-containing protein. Gene Ontology annotation, molecular function: phosphoprotein phosphatase activity. The record is from RefSeq and is a predicted model, not a curated record. The transcript is spliced from 6 exons. NCBI's taxonomy places the organism in Eukaryota, Apicomplexa, Conoidasida, Eucoccidiorida, Sarcocystidae. The coding region runs from base 1 to 1554 and encodes 517 amino acids.